GAUGAACCAAUGGACCCAUUUCCUGGUAGAUUGACUGUACCAGAGACCACUAGCCAAUCACCAUGUACAGCUCAGAAUGGUCUCCCCUUACUCAGUUGGCCUUCUCUUGAAACACAGCCUUCUGUAGGCGAGCUCAACGAAGGACCUACCAAGUUCGAAGAUUCAGCAGCGGCACCACCGUCGGUGUUGUUGUCCUGCAAUUGCAGCUGUGAUAUCGGAAGCAACUUUGAGGCGUUUGCAACUGUAAUGUCGCGGCUACAUCAACACCUUCUGGAUGCAAAUGUUGAAAUUGAUUACACACAGUACUUGGAUUUGAUGAAGCUGGAAGUCGAUCAACAGCUUAAUAAGCUCAAGGAGGACACGGUGCUCUUGAAAAGCUAUAGCUUGGUCCAUGAUACUGAUGCAAAUGUUUCGUGCCCUAUGGUAUGUCGUCAUGGAAAGGUAAUGGAGAUAGAUGAGGGGUUCAGUGACCUAAAGCUACUGUUGAUAGUGGUGUUCCGGCAAAUUAAGGAGAUGCUGAGCCUGUUCAAUGCUUCAGUUCACGAGCUUCGGUGGGAGCAUGAGUUGCAAUUAGAGGUCACCGGCAUUAUGAUUGGGGACUGCAUCAGGGGACUUGAGGAUGAGCUAGAGAGGAAGUUUUAUGAACAAAGCUCUGUUGUCAACAGUCUUAGAAAGAACUGGAAUGAGACUGUGCUUCAGUGUGGUGCAAUCCGUGAAGAACUAAUUUCUAUAUCAGAUAUGAUAUUACCUUCAGACGAUGAAUCACAUUAUUCCCGCAGUGAAAAUGAAAAUUUAGGUACCAGGAGUAACAGAUGGAAAUACAAUGUCUCCAGAAAGAAAACAGGGGAGGAGCACUCUCCAUCUUCCACUCUGGAAAGGAAGAACUCUGCAACACAGAGAUCUAUAAGUCCCAGAGAAGUAAUUUCUGAAAAGUCUGACUUUCGGCAUCUGAAGGGUAUGGCUAGGGAAGAAAUCAUAAACUACUUCAGAUCCGAGAUUAGUAAAUUAAAGAGGUUGCAUGAAAUGUAUUUACAAGAUAAAACGGAAGAGCUGUUCAAAUUCAAACGAGAGAAGGCAUCAUUAGAUCUUAAGCAUGAUGUAGAAUUUGAGCCUCUAAGAAAGAAAGUUCCUGAUAUCAUUUCAAAGGUUGACCAAAUCAUUUCGAAUGCCAUAAAGGUGCCUCAAGUUUACAGCACCAGCGAGGCGCUUGAGGAAAAUAGCAGAUUGAAUAAUAAAGUUGAUUCACUAUACCGUGAAAACCAGCACCUUAGCGGUUUGCUUGCAGAAAAGAUGAAGGAUAUUAAGGAAUUGUCGUGCCAGAUAUCUGAUGCUAGCAGGAAAAUAUCGCUUCAAUUGUCACUUGAAGAAAAACUUAUGAGACAAGUCCGUAUCUUUGAAGGAGACUAUGAGGAUCUAUAUGUUGAAAGCACUAUUAGAGAUGAAGUAUACCAAACUGUUACAAGAAAAUUUGUUGAGGACUGCAGGACCAGCAUGCAGGAUGCCUCACGGAAUUCUCAAGCAGAAUUGUCCUCACUUGAAGCCAAACUCUCAGAAAAGGAGGAGGCAUUGUGUUUAGCUAAUGAAGAAAAUCAGAAGUUAAGAGAAAUGUUAUUGUUAUUAGAAAAGGAGAAUUAUAUAAAAAACAAUCAGGAACAUCCGGAGUUAACCAAGCAAGAGAGCGAGGAAAUGGUACUCCGUGAUAUCGAGAUGGAGCCUCAUGUAUCACCAAGAAGAUCAUUCGAGAGUUCUGAGCAGAGUAUGGAGGAUAAGGAGCUCACCAAACUGAGUCAGACUUUAGAGAUUGCCUCAACUGCCUUGCAGGAAGUUGAAACCAAAAAAAUGGACUACAGUGUGUUUCUAGGUAAAAAUGAACACAUAGUGCAACUAGAUUUCAUUAUGGUAUCUAUUAUGGAUUUAUCAAAAGAAUUUGUGGAGAUUGAACAGAAAAUGUCAGGGGAUACCAACGGAAACGAGAAAAGGUCGGAUAAUCUGAGUGAUCAAUGCAACCAUGUGGUACAACGGGCAAUAGUACUAACAAAGAAGGGCCUCUCGUAUAAGCAAAUGCUAAACACAAGACGCAUAGAGAUUCGAAAAGCUGAGGCUGAGGUUGACAUUUUGGAAAACAAGGUUAGUGCACUAUUAAGUCUUGUGCAAAAGAUAUAUGUGACUCUCGAGCAUUAUUCUCCUGUCUUUCAGCAGCAUCCUGGGUUACUGGAUGCUUUCUUGAAGACAUGCAAGCUUGUUGCAGGUCUACGAUGUAAACAAAAAGAUGACUUACAAGAUGCAACAUAAGUUAGAGCUUCUAGAUAGCGUAGGUUCUAAGUAUAGGCGAGAGAGGUUUAAGAGGUGCUAGAAAGCUAUUGAUGUUAUGAUGGAGAAAAAAUAAUCCCAUUAAGAGCCUCUGGCCUUGACUAUGAAAAUCGACAGUCAUUAUGAAGCUGUGUGGGUCUAUCAGGGAGAAUUUUGAAACCUUGGGUUACGGAUAGAAGUUAGGUGCCGCUGCACGUAUAUUUCUGAUUUCUAUAUGCAUAUGGCUAUACAAAAUGUAAUUAAUUGGUUCAGUUGUUUCGUGGCUGGUCACUCCGCACAAGGUAUAUUCACAUGUUGUAUUGUGUAUGUAUAAGUGAAUAUUAAAUAGCACUCUAAUGUACAAGUUACGACAUGUCAAUGUGAUGGUAUUCUUUUUCCGGCAAUUUGUGUAUACAACUAUACAUGAUGUUGCUCUUGUACUAGCCAUAUAUCGUGUAUUCCGUAAUAAGAACUCCUAACAUCGAGAUCUCAUAGAUGCUGUAUAGUUUAGUUAUUUCUGUCAUUUCUAUUAUGAAAUGUUUUGGUUUUAAUAUUGGUCAUAAUAAUUAUAUAUGUAACAUAUGUAUUAUCAACGACGA
This is a messenger RNA of Lolium rigidum, 2888 nucleotides long. Its product is annotated as WPP domain-associated protein-like. Bases 10 to 2292 code for a protein of 760 amino acids. NCBI's taxonomy places the organism in Eukaryota, Viridiplantae, Streptophyta, Magnoliopsida, Poales, Poaceae. The transcript is spliced from 5 exons. The record is from RefSeq and is a predicted model, not a curated record.